AUGACCUUCCUCCUGGUCUCCUUGCUGGCAUUCCUGAGCUUAGGCUCAGGAUGUCAUCAUCGGAUCUGUCACUGCUGGCACAGGGUUUUCCUCUGCCAAGAGAGCAAGGUGACGGAGAUUCCCUCCGACCUUCCCAGGAACGCAGUUGAACUGAGGUUUGUCCUCACCAAACUUCGAGUCAUCCCAAAAGGAGCAUUCUCGGGAUUUGGGGACCUGGAGAAAAUAGAGAUCUCACAGAAUGAUGUCUUGGAAGUAAUAGAGGCAAAUGUGUUCUUCAACCUGUCCAAAUUACAUGAAAUUAGAAUUGAAAAGGCCAACAACCUACUAUACAUCGACACUGAUGCCUUCCAGAACCUUCCCAACCUCCGAUAUUUGUUAAUAUCCAACACAGGUAUUAAGCACUUGCCAGCUGUUCACAAGAUUCAAUCUCUCCAAAAGGUUCUACUAGACAUUCAAGAUAAUAUAAACAUCCACACAGUCGAAAGAAACUCUUUCAUGGGGCUGAGUUUUGAAAGUAUGAUUUUAUGGCUGAAUAAGAAUGGCAUUCAAGAAAUACACAACUGUGCAUUCAAUGGAACCCAACUAGAUGAGCUGAAUCUAAGUGAUAACAUUAAUUUGGAAGAAUUGCCUAAUGAUGUUUUCCAGGGAGCCUCUGGACCAGUCAUUCUAGACAUUUCAAGAACCAGGAUCCAUUCCCUGCCUAGCUAUGGCUUAGAAAAUCUUAAGAAGCUUCGUGCCAAGUCAACAUACAACUUGAAAAAGCUUCCCAGUCUGGAUAAGUUUGUCGCACUCAUGGAGGCCAGCCUCACCUACCCUAGCCACUGCUGUGCCUUUGCAAACUGGAGACGGCCAGUGUGA
Molecule: messenger RNA, 858 nt
Organism: Lynx canadensis (Canada lynx)
Lineage: Eukaryota; Metazoa; Chordata; Mammalia; Carnivora; Felidae
Product: follicle-stimulating hormone receptor
Exons: 9
Coding region: 1-858 (285 amino acids)
Biological process (GO): male gonad development; follicle-stimulating hormone signaling pathway
Cellular component (GO): membrane
Molecular function (GO): follicle-stimulating hormone receptor activity
Source: RefSeq, a predicted model, not a curated record